Molecule: messenger RNA, 5638 nt
Organism: Polistes dominula (European paper wasp)
Lineage: Eukaryota; Metazoa; Arthropoda; Insecta; Hymenoptera; Vespidae
Source: RefSeq, a predicted model, not a curated record
AAUUUGAUAUUGAAAAAGAUUGAAAGUUCUCUCUCUCUCUCGAUCGCAUUAUUUCGCGGUUGAAUUUUCUAUCCAAGUUGUACGUGGCUCUCGUAUAUACCUAUACACCCACUCUCGCACUGAAUUUAUAACGAAGAAAACGCGCGAAGAAGUUUAUUCCGCCACUCUAUGAGAUUAGAUACGUUCGUGCUUGAGAAUCCCAAUGUGUUCGUCCAUUAUACAUAUUAUAUCGUAACCAUCUAUAAAUGCAGUUUGUCGACUUUUUAAUUAGUUAUAUCAAGUCUGACGAUGUGGACGUACUUUGGGAACAAAUAGAUACGUUAUCGGAAACGGAUCGGCAAUGGAGCACGAUUAAGCUAAUAGAGAAUUUGCGUUUUGUUCGAUCGAUGUAAUCUGUGGUUCGGCUUUUCACAGGAUGCCAGACGAAUAGAGAAACGUUUCGUUCUCGAUGAUCGAGUUGCUUUGGCUUCGGCCAUCGUACCUAUAUUCCAAGCUCCGAGUUGUUAGCGAUAUCGCAUCGCGUCAAGUCGCGUCGAUUCGUUGAAGGGCUUCGCAGGCUAGUCGUGACCAAGCCCUCGAGGCUUCCUUCAUCGAAAGCGAACUACGACGUCCUGCCUACCGAAUGCACAAUGGAAUUUCUAAUCAACGACCUAAUUCUAACUCUUAAUUAGAAGUAGGCGUUAGCAACGGUAGUUGUUAGCGAACCUAGCCGGAUGUUUCAUUCGAGCGUCCCUUCGAUCCCUUCGAAUAAUAAUCGAACGAGAUCCAACGGAGCACGUACUUACUUACGAUCGUCCACUUCACUGCGUCUUUUACUACAAUAUAAAUCUUGAAAAUUCCUACGGAUCUUGGGAAUAUUUCUCAAAGGAAAGACGACGACGACGACGACGACGACGACGACGAAUACCCAAUAAAUCUAAGAUGUCCGUUUCAUUGAAUUAUGAGAGAUAUGGAUCGGCUCGUGGAUAGAAUGUUUGCGUUUCCAUGAGUUUGACUAAUGGCAAAAGGGUCGAUGAAAUUCUUCAAAAAUAACCCCUUUUUAUUUAUUUAUCCGAUCUUUGUUGUCGUUUCUCUUAUUUUGACAAUUUUGACAAUUUGUCACGAAUCAACGUGUAAAAAGGUUCAAUAACAUAUUCGCGGUAGAGAAAUUCUAUGCAAUGAAGUUUUCAGAGAGGAUAGGUCCUUUUGUGUUGCAAGUCGUAGCGGUUUAUACUACUCUGACGCGUCGCCGAGGGCGUGCAAAUCUGCAAAGCAAAAGCCAGAGAGAGAGAGAGAGAGAGAGAGAGAGAGAGAAAGUUGCAAAAUUCCGAAAAGAUACAUUCCGACGGAUGCAGUAUUCGAGAAUCGUCGUUACAGUUGUAAGUCAUGUCUUUCCUUGCUGUUGUCUCACACAAGCGCAAAGCUUGUGCGCCAUGGAAACAACAGGAUACGAGAAACGUCCGAGCGAAGGAUUUUUAUUGCUUGCCGCGGGCUCCUAGUCGUCGCUUGCUCGUCGACUAAAUCUAUCGAUCGUGCUUUGUGUCGUAUUUCCGAAAAAAACCUACCUAGGUGUAUGCACACGCGUAUUGCGAAUCGACUAUUUAUAAAGGGUAUCUAUAAAAGUAUCAAAAAAAAAAAAAAGCAAGAAAAUGAAAUAUGCCAUGUGUAGGCAAACCUAUGGGCAAACGGAAACUGCGCGUUAUCGUCGCUGACAUGAACGAUUAAUUCGAUCCAAUUCCAAUUGGAGAAUGAAUGGACAAGAAUUUCGUUCUUCUGCUAGUACAUUUUACCUCCAAAUCCUACACGCAAUUCUACACGCAAUCCUACACGCGAGCAUUCUUUCACAAUUUUUCUUCGAAAAUAUCUAAUAUCUAGAUACGUAGGUAGGUAUAACACGCAGACGUAUACAUUGGAUCCUGAAAGAAACAUGGGCGAAAGGAAAAAAGUAAAAACGUAAAUUCACGCGGGUUUUCUUCCUAAUCCAAAGGUUUUAUAGAAUUUAUAGUACGCGGUCGUUGGCUUUUCAUAUUUAUCGUAAAAGCGAAAGGAAAAUACGAAGGGGAUGAAUUUGACGCGUUACACGUUACAUUCGAUUCCCUUUCCACAUACUUUCCACACACUUUCUACGUAUAUACACUGACAAAAGUACUGCAUUAUUUAGUAUAUUUUUUUUUUCUUCUACAACUGCUAGGUACGCGAUGUCGCGCAAAACACUGGCAAAACUUUUCAACUUGGACUCCUUUCCGCUUCACAUAAUUCAUGCACGCGGAUGCGAUUAUUACGUUGGAUUUAUCGUACAGUUUUCAAUCAUUUUGUUUCCGAUGCAAUUCAAUAAGUUUACAAUAAUAGGGGGUAUUACGAAUAAGUACAACAAUACACGCAGCCAUACGGUCCAAUGAUCCAAGUUAACUAAAGAUAGGAAGGACUUUUUGUUUGCAGUUGGAACGACUGGAAAUUGUAAUGUUUGCUUUAGCGCAAUCGCGACUUGUGCAAUUUACAGGAAAGGAGGAGGACUCUUCUCGGGGUUGCUUUUCAACGCGUGCGUAGACAGCCUGACGAAGAAUGCUCGGUGAAAGCGAGCGAAUAUCCUUUUCAAUGGGCCGACGAGUGCCCAGAGGCCUCUCUCUUUCUCUUUCUCUUUUUCUUUUUCUUUUCUCCUCUUCAUUCAGCAUCCCUUACUUUUUUCUACCUUUUACAUCCUCACCCACGUGAUCUCCACGAUGCUCGCGAGAUAUUCGUUCGCCACGUUUUCACGUUUUUUCUAUACUCUUUCGCUCUUUCGUUUCUUGUUGCGUAGUAUCUAGGUCACGAGAUAUACCAAAAAAAAAAAGAAAAAAAAGACAAUUAUUUCAAAGUCCAAAACAAAAAAGAUGAAAUAUUACAACGAAACGAAUUUUCUUCACCUGUAUUCGACUAUGAUUAUUUCUAUCUCUACUAAAGAGUCUUACUUUAGUUAGUAAGAAUGUCAUAGAUUUUAAAUGCACCGAAUAAUACGACGUUACGCUCAUCCGCAAGAGAUUAUCUGUAAAACUCGUUUUGAAGGAAGAUUACGUUUGUAGCCAGUUGCUGUCGUACACUCGUGUCUCCUCUUUCAUACGUAUCGUCAAAUUGAUAAAAUAACUGGAGAAAAGGCAAGUGAAUUUUAUCGAUUUACGCUUAUCGCGUAAUCGCCUUUUACCUUUGAAAUAUUUCGCCAAAUAAUUCGAAAUAAACGGUUCAAAGUGUGCUUUUCUUUUUUUUUCUUUCUUGUUAAAUGAAAAAAAGAAAAAAACAGAAAUUUCAAAUACAUCGAUAAUUAUCGCGCGUAAACAAUGUCGGUAAAAAAAAAAAGAUAGGAAGAAAAUCAAAGAGGAUUUGGAAAUACCGACGGAGCAAAGAAACGGUGAAAGUGAGUAAUAGUGGGUGGUGAAGGGUGGGGGGUAGAAGCAGGGAGCUGGAUACUACGUGUUUCAAGUUGUACUUUAAAACUUGAGAUUGAAGCAUCGUUUCUCAUUUAUUUGCACCACGCGAGAACAAAGGCGCAAAGCCAGCGGGUAAAUUCAAUCCAACAUUUUAUGCUUAACGAGAUAACCUGUCAUCCUCGCCCUCGUCGUCGUCGUCGUCGUCGUCGUCGCUUUGUUGAUUCCUACUUUGCGAGUAAUAACUAAUGUAAUGACGACGAGAAAUAAACGCGAUAAGAUUAGAAAUAAUAUGGAGGGCGAAGGAAUACCGUACGACGAUCCACGCUUCGUGGAAAUUCUGGAAGCCUGUUUGCGCGUGGAAAUUGGCACUUACAAAGAGUCAUACGACAAAACUCAGGCUGAAAUAAAGAAGAUAAAAAGAAACGUUCUAAUGAAGUUAGAGAGGAGAAAGGAGCUUAAGAUAAAGAUAAAAGAUGCCGAAGACGUAAUAUCGAUGUUGAACCUUGCUUUUCAAAGAUUGCGAAAAGAAUCGAAAGAAACUAAGCAAAAGAUCGAUUUCAUCGAAGCGAAUGUCGACCAUCGUUCCAAAUUAAUGUUGCUAGAGAUUCAACGAUACGAAAACAUUCUACAAGAAUAUCAGACAACUUGGCAAGCUUAUCGCGCCGAAUACGAAGAAUUUCCUUUGGCUAAAAAACGUAACGAGGCAGAAGUCCAUUUGAAGAAGAUUACCAUCGAGAAAAUGAUUCUCGAAUUUAAGAUAAAAGAUUUGGAAAGGAAAAUCGAGAUGGAAAAGAGGAUCGAUGAAAUUAGGAUGAGAUUUAAAAUAAUAGAAUUUGUUAAAGCAAUGAAAAAUAAUGAAAAAUUGGAGCGAAGAUUAGUCGAGUUGAAGAACAAAAUCGAUUGCUUAAAGAAGCAACAACAUUCGAACGAAUUGGAGUUAAAAUCUUUGGACAAACAAGAAGAGGAAGCAAAGAAAAAACGAGCGAUGAAAUUAUUGGAAAUGCCCCCGCCGAAAAUCAAUUUGUCACGAUUACGGUUAAAUUAUUCGCGCAAUUGGAAGGAUUGGGAAUUUAAAAAACAAUCGUCGCAUAUUGAUGCUGAUUCAAUAUCGGUUAAUACGAUCGCUUUGGAAGAGAUGUGCAUAACAGAUGAAACUCUCGAUGGUACGUCGAAAAAAAAUGAUUGGACAAACCAUGGAACAAACGAUGAAAAACGAUCAACAACGAUCAAAAAGAUUACCACAGAGAAGUCGUUUACGGCAGUAGCAACGCCUUUGCAAAAGAUUCACAAUAAGAAUACAUUAUCCUUUUCGAGCAAUUCCGGAUCGAUCGCAAAACAAACGAACUUUGAAGAAAAGAAUGAUAGUCGAUAUACGACGCCAAUGUGCGUAGAAGAAGAAUGCUUAGCUAAUUACAACAGUGGAAGUAAUCGAUUCCCGAACGAUACAUGCGAACCCAAGAGGAUGAAAUUGAUGCACAACGAUGACGAAAAUAUUGAUUCGGAAGUAUUGGAAACUCCGAAAAAAUCUACUCCCUGUCCACGAGUUACAAAAAUCGAGAAAGUGCAAUACGGUAUCACGCCUUCGAUAAAACGUAAAAAUACUUUUAACUUUUCGAAUAAUUUUGAUUACGAAACAAAUGCGAGUCGUGCGUCUUCUUUCACGUUAAACGAAGCUUUGAUGAUCAAAGACUUAAACGCUUCGAGAUCUAUACAGCCUUUCAUGUACGACGACAACUCGAGAAACUUUCAAAUAUCCGAUUGCGAAAAUGUUUCAAAUUUAGGCGAUUUCGCUGUAAAUGCGGAUUCCAUUGAUGAGGUUUGCGAAAAAAAGGAGAAAAAAACGUUGCAAGAAGAGACACCUCGUUUCAAUUUCUCCGAUCUGUUGAAAAUGAAGGCCGAUAAUAAUUUUCGUAUCUUUUAAGGUACUGCUGCCUAUUUUCUUUUCUUUUUUUUUUCUAUUUCACAAUGAUAUGUUUUAUUUAGUUAUUCUCCUAUCGAAAGGUUAUCGUUAUGUUUAAUUGAAUUAUUAAUAAACAUAAGUAUAAAUGUAAGAGAUAUCAAACAGAGUGUUUAUUAAGAGAGAAGAAAAAUUCCAUUUGCCAGAGUCCCUAUGCGAGCACCGACCAUAUUAAGUUUCGCUAUCGAAUAAAGUAAUACGAUAUAUCUUACGUAAACUUGGAUAUAACUCUAUGUACAAGUGAUACGUAUUAUUUUAUGAGACAUUCGAUACUCGUCGAAAUACAGGAAUUGUGUGUUGA